AUGAAGACAAUUAUCGUCACUUUCCUCAUUGGCCUUGCCACUGCACUCGAAAUUGUCCCUGGCAGCUACAUCGUCCAGCUCAAGCCAGGCACAUCCGCCACGGCGCACCACCGAGCCGUGCGUUCUCUCCUUCGCAAACGCGACUCGACCAUCCAGUCCUUCAGCAUCGGCCAAGAUUUCAAUGCCUACGCGGCCACGGCACUCACUACCGAAGACGCAGCCGCCCUCUCGGGACGUGAUGACGUGCUGUCGGUUGAACCCGACUUUUACAUCAGCGUCCAGGACUUCAAUGGGACGGAAUCGGACUUGGAGCCACGUGCAUUGACAACGCAGUCGCCCUCAGGGGUAUGGAGCUUGUCCGACGUUUCCCACAGUGCUGCGGGCGCCAAGGACUACGUGUAUGAUGAUAGUGCCGGUGCCGGCCAGACUGUGUACGUCGUCGACACGGGAGUUCGCAUUUCGCACCAGGAAUUUGAGGGGCGCGCCCGAUUCGGCUUCAGCGGCGUCACGGGUGGCACCGCAUUCGAGGAGGAUGGGGAAGGACAUGGUACUCAUGUGGCUGGUACCGUGGCGGGUAAGACAUAUGGUGUUGCCAAAAAAGCACAGCUCGUUGCUGUCAAGGUUUUUGGAUCGGACGGAAUUGGCCAAGCUUCAUGGACUUUGGCGGGCAUUACAUGGGCAGUCAAUGACAUUCUCGCUCGCAAUGCAGCUGCAUCAUCGGUUAUAAAUCUGUCUCUAUCGACCAAUGGGCCCUCUAGCUCUCUCGAGGCGUUGGUUCGCGCUGCCUGGAAUCAGGGCAUUGUCAGUGUAUCGGCGGCCGGGAAUUCCGACUCGCCCGCAGCAAACAUGAGCCCAGCGCGCAUUGCCGAGACGAUCACGGUCGGCAUGACGCGCGCCGACCGUCGACGCUCCCAGAUCAUUCCAAACAUCUACGGAAGCAAUUGGGGCCCCGAACUGGAUGUCUUCGCCCCAGGCGAGGACAUCCUCAGCGCUGGCUGGAGAUCUGACACUGAGACGCGGUCCACCACUGGUACCAGUAUGGCAACGCCUCUGGUCGCGGGCUUGAUCAGUUACUUGAGGGCACUCGAGGGUGGCCUUGCCAGUCCUAAUGAUGUCAAGGCCAGGCUUGUGGCUUUAGGCCACAAAGGCGUGGUGACGGACCCCAAAGGCUCUCCAAAUGUACUGGUGUACAAUGGAAGCGGCAAGUAG
Molecule: messenger RNA, 1209 nt
Organism: Pyricularia pennisetigena
Lineage: Eukaryota; Fungi; Ascomycota; Sordariomycetes; Magnaporthales; Pyriculariaceae
Exons: 3
Coding region: 1-1209 (402 amino acids)
Biological process (GO): proteolysis
Molecular function (GO): serine-type endopeptidase activity
Source: RefSeq, a predicted model, not a curated record